This is a messenger RNA of Striga hermonthica, 1259 nucleotides long. Lineage: Eukaryota; Viridiplantae; Streptophyta; Magnoliopsida; Lamiales; Orobanchaceae. The record is from the annotation of a GenBank genome assembly.
AUUUAAUGGCCAUUGGGAUGCUUGUCCCGUCGGCAAGAAGAUCAUUAGCGAAGUCGGGGCAUUGCCAUCUCCCCCAACCCACAACCACUCCUCUUGGAAGCCAUGUAAAGUAUCGGGGACCUCUAUUAUUAGUUCGCCGACUUUAACCCUUCGCUGGGGUUUACCGACAAUAGAAAAGGUGAGAAGUGGGUCCGACAUUUGUCUCUCUGGGCUCUUCCGGAAUGUGAACAUGCUCCUCAUGUCCUUUGCCGACGGCAGAUCCCACUUUUUCUCGGCGAAAAGUACCAGCAGCCCGAUAAUUCGUUUCCAAGAAUUUGGAGCGAUUUGGCAUUUCAGAAACUCCCAGUCCCACAAGUACUCAGUGAUUAUACGUGGCAAAGGAAAUCGCAAGCCUGAUCUUAGGCUCUCAGCAAAUACGCCGACGCAGUUGGGUGGAGGGCAUGUGAUCCUCUCACCUGGAUAUGGGGCAAACAGAUGUACCGACGUAGGGACUCGAAUUUCGCCCCGCAGCAUAACGACGUCGGCUUCAGUAAGAAUACUGGGUUCGCCAUGGGAUGUAAUUUCAGGAUUCGGCCAUCUCCUAAUAGGUCGCCUCCAAAAUCUCGAGUCAUCGAUGGCGUUUCUCUCUACAACUUUGUCCCCCUCGCUGUCGUUUAGACGAAUUUUCAGCCGUUCAACAAACAUUGGAUCCCACCGGUUAUACUCAGAUAAUAACUCCAACUCCCCGGAAUGGACCAUGUUAAUCAUCAUCACGUCCAACUCGUUGUCACCCGAAGACGCCCAAGAUACGCUCAUGAUGUCGAGAAAGAGAAAGAAAAGUCGGGAAGAAUUGGUUGAGCACACCGAGGCAAAAGUGAUGAUGUGGGCAUUGGAGUUGAUAGCCCUUGAAUCGUUCCCAAGCCUCGUGGAAAGUCUCACCGAUAUUUUGGCUAAAGCUAGCCAUUUGAGUCCGGAGGUCGGUGGUCUUUUGAUGGGAGUAGUACUUUCCCAUGAACUUUUCGUAGACGGCUUCCCACGUGUGGAGCGAGCUCGGAAGCAAUGUCAUGAACCAAGUCUGGGAUCGGUCUUUCAAGGUUUAAGGGAAGCAUCUCAUUCGGAUCUCCUCUCGGGGUGCAUGCCUUCGUCUACCUCGCAUAAACAAAAACAACAACUACACCCGGUGAAUGUAUCAAUGGGAAACGAGAUAAAGACACAAGCAACAAAAACAAUUAAACGACAAAAAAAAAGAGAAAUAAAGAGAAACACGGAAAUUAACCAAG